Molecule: messenger RNA, 1612 nt
Organism: Tricharina praecox
Lineage: Eukaryota; Fungi; Ascomycota; Pezizomycetes; Pezizales; Pyronemataceae
Exons: 6
Coding region: 107-1501 (464 amino acids)
Biological process (GO): guanine metabolic process
Cellular component (GO): cytosol
Molecular function (GO): zinc ion binding; guanine deaminase activity
Source: RefSeq, a predicted model, not a curated record
CACAGCGAUUUCCGUGCCAGCCAGACCUACUCUAUGUACUCUAACUAGCUCUCGCGUCUCGCUUCAAGCUUCGUGAGCUUCCCCGCAAACUCCCCCCCCACUACGCAUGCCUCUCAAAUUUCCACAGCCACCGUUGGGCGCAGCGACAGACGUAGCUGUAUUCCACUGUCCUUUCAUCAUCGAUGCGCCCACCGCUGGAGAACUUCGUGUGCGCCAGAAUGUAAAGGUUGUCGUUUCCCGUGAUGGCCGGAUCCAGGCGAUCGAUCCCAACCACGAAGCUGAUAAAUCCACCACUGCGAACAAAACCUGCGUGAUUGUGCCCGGCUUUGUGGAUUGUCAUGUGCAUGCGCCGCAGUAUAAACAGCUAGGAACAAAAACCGACGUCCCGCUCAUGGAAUGGCUGCAAAAAUACACCUUCCCCGCGGAAGCGGCCUUCGCCUCGACCGCGCACGCCUCAGCGGUGUACCCGCGCCUGAUAUGCCGCCUCCUGCGGAACGGUACCACCACCGCGCUGUACUUCGCGUCCAACCAUCUAGCCGCCUCCCUCAUCCUCGCCGAGACGUGUGCUAAGUACGGGCAGCGCGCGUUGGUCGGGAAGACGUGUAGCGACCAGUUGCUGCCCGAGGACUAUGUCGAGACUACCGCUGGUAGUCUGGCAGAUACAGAGGUGUUUGUAAAGUCCGUGUAUGAGCGGCAUGGCAGAAAUGGAUUGGUGAUGCCCGUGGUCACACCGAGAUUCGUGCCGACCUGCUCCCUCGAGCUGCUGCAGGGCCUGGGCGAGAUUGCGGAGAAGUACAGCUGCCACAUCCAAACGCAUGCCGCCGAGAGUGUAGAUCAAGUAGCCCUUGUCCGCUCGCAGCACCCCGAGCUCGCCCGCGACAUCGCCAUCCUGGCGUCCUGCAAGCUCCUCACCUCGAAAACGGUUCUGGCGCACUGCACGCAUCUCCACGACUCUGAAGCGCGGACAAUGGCACAAACCGGUGCCGCGAUCGCUUCCUGUCCUUACUCGAACAUGCUCUUCUCCCGCGCCGUGCUUCCAGUAAAUAGGUUUCGCUCGUUGGGCGUCAAGAUCGGCCUGGGAACGGAUAUUGCCGGAGGACAUUCGGCUAGCAUGGUCGACUCCGUUAGGAUGGCCGGGCUGGUGAGUCGCAUUGAUGGAUUCCUGCCACGGUGGGAUAGGAGUACGGAUCCUAGGGAGGAGAGCGGAGUGCAGCCUGUAGGGGAUGAGGAAGUCGUCGAUUGGAAAACGGCGUUUUAUUUGUCAACUAGGGGUGGGGCGCAAGCACUCGGCUUGGAGGUCGGGGUCUUUGAGGUCGGCAUGAGGUGGGAUGCGGUGAUGGUGGACUUGACGUGGGAUGAAGAUGAUUCCGCAGAUGAUACCCCACGGGAGAACGAGGAAGACGUCGAGAUGAAGUUUGAGAGGUGGAUUUGCUCGCAUGGUGGGGAGCAGGGGGUCAAGAAGGUAUGGGUGGAUGGGAAGACGGUUUUCGCGAGGGAGUGAGUGCAGUGCAGUGCAUUGCGAGUGAUUUUGCCAUGUUAUACAGCUAUAUACAUGGACGCUGAGUGGUUCCAUUCAUGCUAGCACGAUACCUGUCACACAGGCCAUCCGAGU